AUGUCUACAGUCAGAAAAGCAACCCAUUCUGGAAGCUGGUACACAAACUUAGGAUCGGAGCUGUCACGUCAGCUGGAUCGCUGGCUGGGUGCUGCAGAACUUUCUCAUGGACCAGCUCGUGCAAUUAUUGCGCCGCAUGCGGGUUAUACCUACUGUGGUGCGUGUGGUGCCUUUGCCUAUCGACAAGUCAGUCCCGCCGUUGUGAAACGAAUUUUCAUAUUAGGUCCAUCACAUCAUGUACGCCUGCGCGGCUGCGCUUUGUCUACUGCUAAGGUGUAUAAAACUCCACUAUAUGAUCUCACGAUUGAUACUCAAAUCAAUGCAGAAUUAGAAAAGACUGGGCACUUUUCGUGGAUGGACAUGAAAACAGAUGAAGAUGAACAUAGCAUUGAAAUGCAUUUGCCAUAUAUAGCGAAAGUAAUGGAGGAUUUUAAAGAUCAGUUCACGAUCGUGCCAAUUUUAGUCGGUUCUUUGAAUCCCGAUCAGGAAACUUUAUAUGGUGAUCUCUUAGCAAACUAUUUUACGGAUCCACAAAACCUCUUCGUGAUAUCAUCGGACUUCUGUCAUUGGGGACAUCGCUUCAAUUAUACAUAUUACGAUCGGUCGUGUGGUCAAAUUCACUCAUCCAUUGAGAAGCUUGACAAGAACGGUAUGGCCAUCAUCGAGACCUUAAAUCCGAGUGCUUUCACCGAGUAUCUACGGAAAUACAACAAUACAAUUUGUGGCCGUCAUCCGAUCGGUGUGAUGUUGAACUCGGUAAAAGCGUUACAAAAUCAAGGCUACAGUAAUAUGAGCUUUAAAUUUCUCAAGUAUGCCCAGAGCAGUCAAUGCAAGGAUAUGAACGAUUCCAGCGUUAGCUAUGCAUCUGGAUCAUUGGUGUUUGAAGCUUAGAACAUUCAGCAAAAUAAAAAAAAAAAUAUUGCGUUAAUUUGCAAGUACCGACCGACAUACGUACCCAAAUCUCUGGCAGAAUACUUCUACUUUAAAUGAUUUCUUGUAUUUUUUUUUCUAACAAGCUUAUAAUAAUUAAAUUUCACCAAACUAUAUUUCAAUAAAUGUAGACAAGUGUAGCUUAUAACAAACGUGUUUCACUUUUGAACAACUAACUAAUUUAAAUAUUGCACGAAAAAUAUCAAUUCACGGUAUUGUGAUAAAACAGUUCAAAAAUAUAGUAAAUAAAGAGAUCGCUUUUGCAAUGUUUGAUGACA
Bactrocera latifrons is the source of this 1208-nucleotide messenger RNA. RefSeq names its product protein MEMO1. The transcript is spliced from 7 exons. The record is from RefSeq and is a predicted model, not a curated record. Lineage: Eukaryota; Metazoa; Arthropoda; Insecta; Diptera; Tephritidae. The coding region runs from base 1 to 891 and encodes 296 amino acids.